This is a messenger RNA of Pseudovirgaria hyperparasitica, 2373 nucleotides long. Its product is annotated as threonyl-tRNA synthetase-like protein. Gene Ontology annotation, molecular function: ATP binding; threonine-tRNA ligase activity. The coding region runs from base 49 to 2328 and encodes 759 amino acids. NCBI's taxonomy places the organism in Eukaryota, Fungi, Ascomycota, Dothideomycetes, Acrospermales, Acrospermaceae. Gene Ontology annotation, biological process: threonyl-tRNA aminoacylation. The transcript has 2 exons. The record is from RefSeq and is a predicted model, not a curated record. Gene Ontology annotation, cellular component: cytoplasm.
AAUAUCGUGGAGGGGCAGAGCAACCACUCGACUCACAAUCAAGCCACCAUGGAAGCUGUCAAAGACGCCGCCGAGGGAGUGAAGAAUCUGGUGGUGUCAGACAAGCCGAAGAAGGAAAAGAAGAAGAAAGGCCCCACGGGUGACUCCAGCGCAAGACCUACCGAGCUCAGUCCCCCACCCGAGUACUUCGACCACCGCAUCAAGAUCUUCGAGCGAUUAAAGAAGAAGCAAGACGAGGAGAUCGCACAGAAGCCGAGAGAGGCGAUCAAUGUCACGCUUCCGGACGGAUCAAUCAAGCCUGGGCAAUCAUGGGAGACCACGCCCGCAAAGAUUGCGCAAGAACUGAGCAAGUCUUUAUUCGAGAGAACUGUUGUCGCCAAAGUAAAUGGCGAGCUGUGGGAUCUAGAGAGACCACUUGAAAAUAGUUGCAAACUGGAACUGCUAAGCUUCGACGACCCGGAGGCUAAGAGGGUAUUUUGGCAUUCAAGUGCCCACAUUCUUGGAGAGGCUGCGGAACGACGGUUUGGCAGUGACCUUUGUAUCGGACCACCUGUGGACGAUGGCUUCUACUACGAAAUGUCAAUACCAGACAACGGGAUCGUGAGUCAAGACGACUACAAACCGCUCGAGACUAUCGCAAACAAUGCCAUCAAAGAGAAGCAGCCAUUCGAGCGGCUUACCCUCACAAAAGAUGAUCUGCUAGAGAUGUUCAAGAGCAACAAGUACAAGCAACAUAUAAUCAAGGAUAAGAUACAAGAUGGUACCAGUACUACCGUAUACCGCUGUGGUCCUCUCAUAGACCUCUGCAGAGGACCUCACGUGCCACACACAGGGCGAAUAAAGGUGUUCAAGAUUAUGAAGAACUCGGCGUCGUACUUUCUCGGCGAUGCCAAGAACGAUUCUUUGCAGCGUAUUUACGGUGUCUCAUUCCCGGACAAGAAGCAGAUGGAUGAGCAUAUCAAAUUUCUCGAAGAAGCUGCUAAGCGUGACCACCGAAAGAUUGCCAAAGAGCAGGAGCUUUUCUUCUUCCACGAUUGGUCCCCUGGCUCUGCAUUCCUGCUACCCCACGGUAUGACCAUAUACAAUACACUCCAGGCCUUCAUUCGGUCUGAAUACUGGAAGCGAGGCUAUCAAGAGGUUCAGACACCAAAUAUGUACAAUUCUGCCCUGUACAAGCAAUCGGGUCAUUGGGCCUACUAUCAGGAUGACAUGUUCGUUCUCGAUGUUGAAAAAGAGAAGUGGGGUCUGAAGCCUAUGAACUGCCCGGGUCAUUGUCUGCUGUUUGGACAUCGUGAAAGGAGCUACCGCGAGCUCCCAAUGCGCAUUGCAGACUUUGGAAUCCUGCACCGUAACGAAGCUUCCGGAGCACUUACUGGCAUGACAAGAGUACGCCGAUUUGUACAGGACGAUGCACAUAUUUUCUGUACAGAGGAUCAGAUUGAGGAAGAAAUUGGAGGUCUUUUCGAAUUCAUGGAAGCUGUCUACGGCUGCUUCGGCUUCACUUUCAAAUUGAAGCUGUCUACAAGACCAGAUGACUACUUAGGGACCCUUGAGACGUGGGACAAAGCAGAAGCACGUCUCACUGCUGCUUUGGACGGCUUCGCUGCUCGCGGUGGAGGAGUAUGGGAGCUCAAUCCUGGUGAUGGUGCUUUCUACGGACCCAAGAUCGACAUCACCAUCUCCGACGCCUUAAAGCGAGAAUUCCAGUGCGCUACGUUCCAACUAGACUUCCAAAAUCCUAUCCGGUUUGGUCUCGAGUAUCAGACACCAGACACCUCCAAGGCCAAAAGCAGCGCACCAGCAUCAACUGAAAAGUCAGCUGAACCUCAAGGUACUCCACAGCCCAAAGCAGAGACCAAGGCUAAGGACGGUGUUACCCUGCGGCCGCUUACUCAGGGCUAUGCACGUCCCGUCAUGAUUCAUCGCGCAUUAUACGGAAGCUUCGAACGAUUCCUCGCUAUUAUUAUCGAGCAUUUUGCUGGCAAGUGGCCUUUCUGGCUUAGCCCUCGACAGUUACUAGUGAUUCCUGUGAUGCCUGCUGCCAAUGACUAUGUACAAGAAGUGCAAAAGAUCUUCCGUGAGAAAGGUUUCCACGCCGACAUCGAUAUCAGCGGCAACACCAUGCAAAAGAAGAUUCGCUCUGGACAGCUGGCAGCAUACAAUUUCAUCUUCGUGGUCGGAGCACAGGAGAAAGAGAGCCGCACGGUCAAUAUAAGAAAUCGUGACGACCCAUCUACCCAGGCAAAGGGAGACCUGAUUCCGCUGGAUGAUGCACUUGAAAGAUUGACCAAGCUGCGCGAGAGUCGGGAUUUGAAAAAUGCAAUCUAGGUGAGGCUGUUGGGGCGCAAGCACAUGUCUUUGUAGAGGAAGGGC